AAUCAGAGAACCAUCUUUACGUGUAAGAUGCUAUUCCGCAAAUCGUUAGUGAAGAAAUCUCAAUUCGGUGAGCAACACUAGUUGAGCAACAACCGUUCAACAAGGGAUUGACAGGUCUAAACAACCCAUCUGAGAAACUUAACAACAAAGUCUCAAACCCAAUCCUGUAGCAGCAUUGCAGAAGACUGAGCAAACACUACGGAACCGUUGAUAAUGAUGCACUGUCUGACCUCAAAUGACGAAAAGGAAGACAACAAAGGAAGAGAAAACGUAAUGGCUGAUGUGUCGAACGAACUUAAAAGCCCCUUUAUUCUCCCUCGUUUUAGUUUGAUAUUGGGAUCUGUUUGGUCAAGGAUUGAAAAUUCUGACGGUGAAAGCUUCAUGUUUGCAAUAUUCAACUCCGGGACAAAAGGUUUCAGACGUGAAGAUUCUGGUUCUGAAACCCUCAUUCCUUAAAAGUUGGUUUGGUUUCGAGGUGGAAGAAGUAAUGAGGAGGUGUGGCCUUGUUUGUGGGUGCGGCGGUGUUUGUACAGAAUUCAACCACCUCGGAGAUCUCGGAGCAACCUGUUGAGCAGCGGCAUGACCAGUCAAGCCACUCCCUCCUAACAUUACCGUGACUAGGUAGUGCUCUCUCUCUCUCUCUCUCUCUCUCUCUCUCUCUCUCUCUGUGAAGAGCAAAGAUGAGUCAAAUGGGUCAUCGUUCUAGUGAUCAACCGGCCAAGAAGACGAUCAGAGAGCCGCUCCUGGAGACCCCAACCCCAAAGGGUGGCCUCAGAACCAUCCCUUUCAUAAUUGCAAAUGAGGCGUUUGAGAAUGUGGCGAGCUACGGAUUGCUGCCCAACAUGGUGGUGUACUUGACCAAAGAGUACCGCUUGGAGAACGUCGUCGCUGCCAACGUCCUCUUCCUCUGGUCUGCCGCCACCAAUUUCCUCCCGAUCGUCGGCGCCGUCCUCGCCGACUCCUACUUCGGCCGCUACCCGAUGAUCGGGUUUGGUUCCAUCGUCAGUCUACUGGGAAUGAUUCUUCUAUGGUUAACAACGGUGCUUCCACAAGCAAGGCCUCCUUCUUGUGACGAGUUCAACAAGGACACUUGCGGAUCAGCAACCACAGCGCAAUUGUUGCUCCUAUAUUCUUCCUUUGGCCUCAUGUCCAUAGGAGCCGGAGGCAUAAGAUCAUCUGCCUUAGCAUUUGGUGCUGACCAACUAGAAGCAGGAGCGAGCUCCAAAACUUCAGGCAACUUGUUACAGAAGUUCUUCAGUUGGUACUAUGUUUCGGUCAUGACCGCGGUGAUGGUCGCAAUGACCUGCAUAGUGUAUAUUCAAGAUAUCGCGGGCUGGAAAAUCGGCUUCGGAGUUCCCGUCGUGCUCAUGUUCAUAUCGACCUUCUCAUUCUUCUUGGCGUCACCUUUUUACUUCAAACUGAAGGUAGAAUCAAGCCUGCUCACGAGGUUCUUCCAAGUUGUUGUGGCCGCCUUUAAAAACAGAAGCAUCAAGCUGUCAUCCUUGCGCCCGGACGAAUUGUAUCAUAUUGGAAAAGGAUCGAUGCUUCAAGUGCCGAGCGAAAAAUUGCGGUUUCUGAACAAAGCGUGCAUUAUCAGAGAGACUGACCAACUACACCUCACAGAUGGGAAGGCCCUGGAUCCAUGGAGUCUCUGCACAGUCGACCAAGUCGAAGAGCUGAAAUCGCUAAUCAACAUAAUCCCGUUAUGGUCGACUGGGAUCAUGAUGGCGGUGGCCUGCAACCAGAACUCCUUCAUAGUACUCCUCGUCGCCUCCAUGGACCGACACAUCACCCCAAAUUUCGAAAUCCCUGCAGGCUCCUUCACCAUUUUCAUGGUUGUCUCUUUGCUAGCCUUCGUCGCUUUCUACAACUGUGUAUUCCUCCGUCUCGCCUCUGCAAUCAUUGGAAAGCCAGUCUAUCUGAGCUUGAAACAGAGGAUGGGGUCCGGGCUCGCUCUAUCCAUCUUCGCCACGUCAGCCUUAGCCGCAGUGGAAUCGGUUAGGCGAAAAGUUGCCACAGAGGAAGGACUUUUGGACGGAACAGGGGUGGUUAAAAUGUCAGCGAUGUGGCUGCUUCUGUACUAUGUUCUGAUCGGAUUCGCCGAGGGCUUUAAUGCAAUCGGGCAAAACCAGUUCUAUUACUCGGAGUUGCCCAAGACCAUGUCUAGUGUCGCCGCCACUCUGUUGGGGGUCAGUAUGGCCGUGGCGAACUUGGUCGCAAGCCUCAUAAUCAGCAUUGUGCAGUUGGCUACUGAGAGAGAAGGGAUGGAGAGUUGGGUUGGGAAUAAUAUCAACAAGGGGCACUAUGACUACUACUUUGGGGUCAUCACUUGUUUUAGCACCCUCAAUUUUGUGUACUUUCUUGCUUGUAGCAAGGCCUAUGGACCCUGCAAAAAUGAAGGUGGUGAUGGUGCUUCAAGUAGAGUACUUGAAGAAGAGACUGGUGCAAGUUCCUAAAUUUAGCAAAGGAAGUGAUUUUUCUUUCUUCCUUUGACCAUUAGUCAAUAUGUCAUGUAUAUCAACUUCUUAUCAGCAAUAUAUCAACACUUUCA
Molecule: messenger RNA, 2551 nt
Organism: Syzygium oleosum
Lineage: Eukaryota; Viridiplantae; Streptophyta; Magnoliopsida; Myrtales; Myrtaceae
Product: protein NRT1/ PTR FAMILY 1.2
Exons: 6
Coding region: 681-2456 (591 amino acids)
Biological process (GO): transmembrane transport
Cellular component (GO): plasma membrane
Molecular function (GO): transmembrane transporter activity
Source: RefSeq, a predicted model, not a curated record